AGUGCGUAUCAAAAGAAAAUUUUCAGUGAAUAGAAAAUUAAGUCAAGAAGAAACUUCAUUCAGCCAAAAACAUGGUGGCAGCUCAGUGAAUAGGGUGAACUUUUUGACUAGUCAUUAGAAUUCAAGAGGCUUAUUUAGCAGGAGUGUUUGAUACAAUUGAUAAACACCGACCAAUAAGCUUCACAAAAAAUUCGAAAGAUGACGUCUGAAGAUACCAAGAACGUACAAGACCUCAAAGGAUGUUAUGAAAAUCUGAUCGUUGUUGAUGUGGGCGCAAACUUGACCAAUAAGAAAUACGGCCGUGAUCUGGACUCGGUGGUGCAAAGGGCAAAAGAUGCAGGUGUCCAAAAAAUUAUGGUCACGGGAACAUCAGUAAAAAACAGUAAAGAAGCAUUAAGACUGACACGCCUCUAUCCCGGAACCAUCUACUCCACAGCCGGUGUCCACCCUCAUGAUGCAAAGUCAAUGGUGGAAGAAGACAUGUGGGCCGAACUACAUGAAACCGCGCAGGCGCCCGAGUGUGUGGCCAUCGGUGAAUGUGGGCUCAACUAUAGCAAGGAUUUCUCGGAACCCGGUGUGCAGAGAGAAGUGUUUAAACGGCAGGUUGAAAUCGCGUGCGACCUAAGAAAACCCCUAUUCUUACAAGAAAAAGAAGCCCAAGAAGACCUCCUAAAAAUCCUCGACGAUUUUGGCAACCGCCUCCCCCCUGUGGUCAUCCACUCCUUCUCAGGCUCCGUCGAACAAGGCAUCAAAUACAUCGAGAAAGGGUUCUAUUUAGGGAUCACAGGGUACAUAUGUAAAGAUAAGUCAGAUGGGGGCAUAAGGAGGCUGUUGUCUGAGAAUAUAUUGCCAUUGGAUAAGUUGCUGGUGGAGACGGAUUCGCCGUUCAUGUAUCCGAAUAUGAGGGCUUCGAAACUGCCGUUGCAUGUAAAGGACUCGUUGACUGAGAGGUCGAUGGCAUUCGUGAACCGCUACUGCACGUUUCAACGUAACGAGCCGUGCGCGCUGCCCGCCAUCGUCGAGCUAGUGGCCGGGUUCCUGGGACAGAGUCCAGAGGAUGUGGCCCUCGCUACUGCCUUCAACGCGUUGAAGAUCUUCGGUCUCAGCCAGUAGGUUAGAGUUCACGUUCUAACGCAGCCGUGAGUAGAACUAGUGGCCGGGUUCCUGGGGUAGUCCCGAGGACGUCACGCUUGCCAUUGCCUUCAACGCGUUGAAGAUCCUCGGUCUCAGCCAGUAGGCCACUGUAAACUCAACGUCACUUGGUAAACUAAAUGUUGGGUUUUAUAAAUUGGACAAACGAAUAGGUACUAAGACACGUAAAGUAGUGCGAACUAUUGAACUACAGACUGCUGAUGUUAGACCGCAUUCAAUGUUUAUCAGAUGACUGGUUUGUUAUAUGUUAACGCUUCAUCUAGUUAUAUACCGCGUAAUUCUAAUUUGGAUAUCAUUUAGUUGCGCGUUUUAGUACCUACUCCUCUUAUCUGACCACAAGUUUGGUACAAAACUAAGAACGAUUUUUCAUACUUUUCGCGCCUUGCGUUAAAAAAGAAAAUAAUUUGGAUUCUAACCAAUAUUUUGUUUGAACUCUGAAAUUACGUUACCAUAAAAUAGUUUUUGGAACGUGGAUUUAAAUAACCACCCUAAUUUUUUUAGUUUACCAAGAAACGCACGCGCAAUAAUUAGGUGUCCUUGUUUAUAGUUGAGAAAUUAAUAUGCAUAAUAUAUUUAUUUUUUUAUAAUUAAGUAAGACGAUGAAAUAAUAAUUGGGUCAAGUAAUUUAAGUGCCUUUAAUCAACAAUAAGAGAUCGAUUAUUGUAACGACCAAAAAGUAAUGUUUAUUUAUAAAUAGUAAUAUUUAUAACUUUAUAUCUCUUAAAUAAUCAUGUAACAUGAAUUAUAUAUAGGUUGCUAUAAGCAACCGGUCGUAAAGGUAAAAUAUUGUAGUAUGAUUAACAUAGAAAAUAUUAUCGACUUAUGUUUAACUCGUUGGCUUCUAGUGUCACUAAAGUCGACGACAACGUUAAAUAAUGAAAAUUAUGAUAUUUGAAAAUGAUGUCAAUUAUUGGGUUAAAAUUGCCUUUACUCACUAUUGAGUAAUGGCGUAUGUUUUGAUGGUAUCUUCAGACGUUAUUAAUGUAAGAAUACGAAGUGGCCGUAGCUAAAUUAAUCUAAUUGAAUUAAUUUACAUUAAUAUGAAAUCGCAGCGAAAUGGAACAGAAAGAGUAUGAAUUUAGGUCUAUGGGGAAAUGCCUUUCGAGGUUAGUUUUUUUAAAAUAAUGUUAUUGAUAGAGUACCGGUCUCUGUCAAAAAACAUUUAUAUGCCCUGAUUGGUGACAAUGAUGUCUAUUUAAAGCUAUAAAAAUAUACAUGUAGCGCAGGCAGCUAAAAUACAAGAAUAAAACAAUUAAUGUCUUUGACAUCAAGUAUCGGGUUGAUAUGGUACUCAGAAACUGCGAUAAUUAGGUCUUAGCUACGGCCGGCGAAUGUCUCGAAAAGCAAUACUCAGAUUUGGGAAACGUAUGUAUUUCUGAUCGAAAAUUUGGCAAUACGAAGGUUGAUCGAAUGGUUAGGUUAACAAUUAAUUUAUAGCAAUAUUCACUUAGUGACUUAACCCUUUAAACGCCGGUAUAUAUUCUUGACGUCAUAAGACGUCAGAAGCAUUUAAAGGGUUAAAGUUUGAACUGAUUGCAUUCGAAUAAUCUUGCCAUUGACUAAUUAACUAACUAAAUGUUCAAUUGGCUAUGACUACUAUACAGUGACUUAUCGAGUCGUUAUUGGCUCUCUCUAAUAUAAUUAUGACAGGAUGACAAAUUGAAAUGAUUAUGAUUAAAUUUAAUGAUUGAAAAAUAAGACGUGUGUAUUUGGGACAAACGUUGAAACCACUGACAAAACUAAUAUGUCACUUUAUUUGAAAAAAAAAAAAAAACGUUUAGUGUUGCUGGGCUAAAAAGUUCAUACUAUCCACGUUUUAUUUUUUUAUGAGCGUACCUGAACGCAAUGUUCACCAAUGCCAUUUAUAAACGGUCACGAACCGAGCAUAAUAUGACGCGAUUUAUUAUUAUUGUCUAUUUUUAAUUAUGAAGCUUUUUAUGUUGUUAGCGUUUUGCACAAGUGUUUCCUUAUAGUGGCAACUUUGCUUUUAGUCAGAAUGAUCUCAAGUCCGUGCGUGUAUGCCUUGAUAAAUACUUGCCAUUUGUGGCCUUUAAUUUUACUAUAGACCGUAGGCACUUUUAAACACUUCUUACUUACGUACCUUAACUUUGCCAGAAAAGGACGAGAGUAGUCUUAACCCUUUCCUCGCCAAUAGUUACAUAAAACUGCGCAACAAAGCUAAUAUAAUCCUAUAUUAAAGAAGUCAUUUAUUUGCUUUUCGCUAAACUUUGUCCCAUUGGGCGAAUAUAAGCGUCAUUGGCGUUGAAAGGGUUAAAGUGCGCUAGGUGAUAUUACUAACCGUUCCAAAUAUCAACGCAAUACGACUCCGUGUGGCGAUCUGUCGCCAUAUUCUUUAAGAUGUACGUCUCCGGAGUUGUGCUGCGUUCUGCCAUUAGAUUAUAAGCAUAGUUCAUAUUGCCUUCAGUAAGCCAUAAGAGUUUCAUUUGCCUCUGAAGAUACGCCUACACAGGCAAGUUGCCUUGUGCGGCAAUUUCCUUGCGAGGCGGGUCAUUCUGUGUGUGAAAUCAAUAUGAUGAAUUCAGCUAACAUUUUAAGAAAAUGAAGCAAGUGUUUUAUUAUGGAGUUUUGAGCCUUCAUGAAAAUGCUUAACACUUAUGGCUAACUGCAUCCGAGUACUGUUGCCACUAUUCCUUCCGUGCACGGUGGUAGUUCUAAGCAUAGCUCUGCGCAGAGCACUAUAUUUUCAUCGAAUACAUUAUAUUGUAAAUAGUUACUUAUAUCCUUGUUAAAUAAUGCUGGUAGUCACAACGAAAUCAAAGACUGCAAGUAUUAUUGGAGAAUUAAAUGUUAAUUGUUUUGUACUCUAUUUUUUACAUAUUUAAUCGCUAAAGUAUUGUUGAUUCCUUUAUUUUUUGACAAUCAUGUUGUAGUUGUAAGGUACCCGGGUGUAUUUACUAAGUGUUGCAAACGAUUAUGUAAAUGAUAUAAUUAUUGUAAAUACGUAUCCGCGGGUAGUAGUGCCUUCGAUGAAACGUCCUUUUGUGAUAAAAUAUUAUUUUCUGUAGAUUGUACAGAUUAUUUCUUUCAAUAUACAAUAAAAAAUA
Cydia pomonella (codling moth) is the source of this 4217-nucleotide messenger RNA. Its product is annotated as 3'-5' ssDNA/RNA exonuclease TatD. The record is from RefSeq and is a predicted model, not a curated record. The transcript has 6 exons. Gene Ontology annotation, cellular component: cytosol. Gene Ontology annotation, molecular function: single-stranded DNA 3'-5' DNA exonuclease activity. Bases 199 to 1113 code for a protein of 304 amino acids. Lineage: Eukaryota; Metazoa; Arthropoda; Insecta; Lepidoptera; Tortricidae.